ACGUGACGGGUCCCAGAUACACAAUUCCGGUGGUUCCCGCAGGACGUCACGCUGGCAGGAAGCCGCUCGCAAGGUCAAGGCGCUUGCUUCUCCGCAUCAGGGAUCACGCAACGAAUUCCUCUCAUACGGGCUGCUUUGCGCAUAUAUAUGCACCCGACAUGCCGCCCACCGCUUCCUUGAACAGUGAGCCACGACAGACGCUGCUCGCCGCGUUGUCCCGUCACUUCCUCCGCUUUCAUCGCGACCGAGAAGACAGCCCACGCCGAAAAUGAGCAGAUCCUCCGGUAGCCAGCUCAACAAUGCGGCCAUGCUGUGUCCCCUGCUUCUCCUGGCGGUGGGCGCCGUAGUGGCUCUCGGUCGUCCCAGCGAUCGGACGCCCUGGGACUCGGAGGCCCGCGACUUGCUGGCCCUGCGCUACCUGUCCGGCGAGGGCCGCGGUGUCCGGCCGGCCUGGCCCAAGCGGGCGCUCAGCCUCUUCGCCCACUGGCGGCCCCAGUACACCCCCGGAGGCGACGAGCCCGAGCUGCCCAGCGAUAUCUCCGGAAGGCCCCACGGACUCCCGCUGCGCUGGGGCUAGGCCUCUUAGCCUCGAGCAGCAGAGACACCGUGGGCUCGUGCAUCGUCAGGCGCCGCCUAACGCUGGUGCGAGGCCGCGCACAGGCCUGCAUUCGCGCCCCACACCGGCCCUACGAAAACUCACGGAGACAGAAAUGGCUACGAGAACCCCCUUAUUCUUUUGCUUGUUUGUUGUGGUUCGGGCUUGUUUUGAGACUGGCGGAUUACGUCCGCUGCACUUUCUCUAUUCCUGCACGGAACCUAUCAUCGCGAACUUGUGCGCGCUUCAUUGACAGCGUUUGCUGGUACGAAUCAUGCUUUUUAUUUAUUUGUUUAUUUAUUCAUUUUUUCGUUCUGUAGGACCAUUCAUUCAGAGUAUUAUGCCACGCAAUCUCAGAGGCCCCCUGCGUACAUAUCGUGGUAGUGUAUCGUAAGAGGAAAAAUUAGUGUUACAAUGCCAGCAUGAUAAAAUGGUACAAGGUCAUUGCGCGAAUACACGAGAAAUGGUGCGCCUCUCAUUCAUCAUUCGCCAUUGCUGUCAUGUGUAAUAUACACGACUGAUGCGUUCAACAUUUCCUUGCUAUGUGUCUCUACUGCUUGUGGAUUGCUGAUUGUGAGUUUCGUCAAUAAAAGCUGAAGUUAGUCGCUCACUGCAGGCUCUGUUCUAAACUGUUGUUCUAAAGCUGGGAAAGUCGUAGCGAUCGCAAUUAGGCUGCCAUCAUAUAGCCCUAAAUAAAGCUCCGUGUUAAUUAACCGGGAUAAUGAAGCACACUUAUCUCAUGAAAAAUGAGAGGAAGAAAAAAGAAACAACGGAGACAAAUUACGGAGCAGAUAGUCACUACACUGUCAUGCCAACACUACAAGGCCCUAAUUCGUCAGCGUGUUACGAAAUGUAAUCACGAUUUCGUCCUAAAACGGAAGUUUACGAAAUCGCCUAAUAUGUAUUGUUGCAAAGUUAGCCACGUCCAGCAGACAUUCAAAGUAUAAAACCAAUCGCUUCAUACCGCAGUAAUUUGCUUGGAAUUUGCCUGCUUACGCGAACGCUAACGAAGGACGCAGCGCCCUAAGAAAGUGGCAUCGAAUACAGGAAACGUCUUUGCGCUACGAAUUAUAUAACAUAGAUCGGUGUGUGCACGUCUAGUGCACUGUCAGUUCUUGAUUAUUUGAAAUGUAUCUGACGAACUGUGUAUAAACUCGUGUAACGCUUAUCCUUACAACAUAUAUAUAUAUAUAUAUAUAUAUAUAUAUAUAUAUAUAUAUAUAUCAUUUUUUUGAGAAAUCAAUUGGCGCCUUCUGUAGCGUCGGCCUGGACACGCGGCACGUACAUUAGUCGUGUCGCUGACAUUAAUUUUUUGCGAGAUUUUGAGGUAAUGUCAAGGUAAUGCAGCGCAUGCAAUAGAACAGCAGCGUCAGUCGUGCUAGGUAUUGCACUGCUGGAAGGCGCGACGCGAUGUCACGCGUCUAUGAAUACGGGGGCGUAAAAACUAGAAAGCGAAGAGGAGCGGGGACGUUUAAUAAACUGUGCAGAAAUCUAAUAGAGCCACGCUUAUCAGUGCUUCCGGGAUCUCUAUCUGUCUAUGUAAUGCAAAGGCACCGUCAUCAUUUGAUAUAAAACAAAAGCACCGGUCUCGUAAUGCUUUAUUUGUGAACCAUGAUCACGUUUACAAAACAUUGAAAACACCCAUAACACUGGUGGCGGUGUUGUUGCCUCAUGUCUUUUGCACUGCAUUAUUACUAAAUUACACAAAUUAAAAAAAGAAAGACAUGCUGCACUCUGGGAACAUUAUUCGUUGUCUUCGCUAACAUCGUCCCCACACAAAUCUUCUAAAUGUUCAAUAAACGUUUCUAUCAUGCAUGCAAGAUCACUUACGAAGUAAAGAAAAUCACUUUUGGUUUUGUGAAUUGCGCUGACAUAUACCCUUCAUCAUAGAUGUCGCUCAUAUGUUGUGUUUCGUGUGAUUGAUGGUACAUAUGACUUUAGAAUCGACAAUAAAAUGCAACACAAAAAAGUGAUAAAAAAGCACGAGAUGUGUGUAUUGGAGCAAACACUGAACUCAAGUGACUUAACAUUGAGCGUCAUGCAUGCUUCGUCGCUACAGUACGUUGUUGUAUUGCUUGCUGUUGAAUAAAGUUUCGUUGUAGCAGCA
This is a messenger RNA of Dermacentor silvarum, 2702 nucleotides long. RefSeq lists its product as uncharacterized. Bases 269 to 577 code for a protein of 102 amino acids. Lineage: Eukaryota; Metazoa; Arthropoda; Arachnida; Ixodida; Ixodidae. The record is from RefSeq and is a predicted model, not a curated record. The transcript has 2 exons.